Molecule: messenger RNA, 1660 nt
Organism: Eriocheir sinensis (Chinese mitten crab)
Lineage: Eukaryota; Metazoa; Arthropoda; Malacostraca; Decapoda; Varunidae
Exons: 2
Coding region: 203-1240 (345 amino acids)
Molecular function (GO): protein binding
Source: RefSeq, a predicted model, not a curated record
CCCCCGUUGUAAGGCCUGAGCGUCAGCUGGCGGUGGGCGGGCCGUCAGAGCCUGUCACCGCGGAGGGCAGCCACUCAAGCACGUGUGUCUCGCCGGGCAUCACACACAAGGGAACUGGCCAGUCUUCACUCGGGAACACCAGUAAUGGCUGUGCUGGCCUGCUGACUCACCACAGCUACCGUGUUCUGUGGCAGAUUCUGGAAUGGAGUUUGCUGACUUUGAUGAUGACCUAUUUGAGGAGAAGCCAUCCCGGGGCACUGUGGCCAACAACUACCAAGCCCGCAAGUGUGAGGCCGGAUGGUUCAUGGAGGUGAAUCCAGAUCAGUUGGUCUCCCAAGAGGAUGAAUUUGGGGUUAAGAAGUUUACUGCAGAUUACCUCUACCUCAAUAAAUCAUUUGAUGUUGCUGCAGCUAAGUUUGAGGAAAUACUGGAUGGUCUACCUGAAAGCAGCACCACCAGCAGAAGAGAGUGUCAAGAAAACUUGGCUAGGUGCCACAUAAAGGCAGGCUUCCCAGAUAAAGCAGUGGCGCAUGUAGAGAAAUUGCAUUCAACUUCUAAGACCCAUGAUCAGUUGACUGUAAGUUAUUCCAUGCUUCUGGAUGUCUACCUGGCUGUUGGCAGAUAUGAUGAUGCUCUUAUAGCAGCUCAGAAUUUAAUCUCACUACAUCCUGACAAUGGCCACUUCUGGAUGAAACUUGGCUAUGUGUAUGCGUCUGUUAAUAAGAUAACACUUCCCAAUGUUGCAAGGUUAUUAAAUGAUCACCUUUCUGGACCUGGGAAAACCAGCAUGGCACCAGCAGCUGACCCAACUCACUUUGAAAAAAAUGCUCCAAACUGCUUACUAAGUAGUACUCAGAAGGGAGAGCUGCACUCUGCUCAAGAAGAUAGAGGACAGGCAAAAGCCAAAAGAGACAUACUGAUUGUGGCUGCUUGCUUGCACAGGGCAUAUUACAUUUUAUUGAAAACUGAGGGAACAGCUGUAGGGUUUGCAGUGUCAAAUACAAAAUUUUUUAAAGAAAAAUUGCUGGGAGAUUUACAGUUCCUGUUAGAUGAUUACUCCUUGAAAGAGCUGAGGCAUAAUGUGCAUCAAAAUGAUAAAACAGAAAUAAGCAGUUGCUCAUCAGAAUCCUCUUCUUCCAAUGAUAAUGAAAAUGCAAAGUGCAGAACUGAUGAUGAAGAUAAAGAAAAAAAUGAUUCUGAAGAAAAGUUUGAAGAAAAGUGGUUCAGGUGGAUUUUGUGAUUAAUGACAUAAUUAAUGUCGGAUUGGUGUCCUUGCAACACUUGGAGUGUAUAAAGUUGAUACUGUCUUUAGUCAGAUGUGGGAUUAUAGGCCAGAUUAACCAUGAGACAAAUGUGGAAGCUGCCUAAGUGCCUGUACAAAUGAAAAGGACACAUCAGCCCUACAGGGCCGUCUUCUCAUGUAAUAUAUUUUAGUGUUACAGAUAAAUGCCUGAAUGUACCUGUUUUUAAGGAGAAUGUUAUUAGAGUGAGACCAAGCAGUAGUACCGUAGCUGUUCUUCAGCAGUUACAUGGCUGUCUAUCAAUACACUUUGAAGUACAAUAGAACUGCCAUUUUUGCAAGUACAUAGUUGGAGUUGUAAAAGGUUUUGCCAAAAUGAGAAUCUCCAAAACUGUGAAAUGAAUUUGUUCUGAGCCAUAA